UGAGAAGAAAGUAAACAGCUUGGCUUGGACACUUGCUCACACCUUAUCUCCUGUGAUGCACGCACACAACUGAGUUGCGCUAUCCAUAGUAUCUCAGAGACCGACUGUCACGAAGCGAGAAGGAGAAAACAGACGUUUGGAGCAGGUUGUCUACCAGUUAUGCAGUACAACAGAACGCGUAGGCCGCUUUGUUCUCAGAGGAGACAAAAAAAUGACAAAUGAUAACCUGAAUAAGCUGUUGGUAUUUUGUGUAUUAUUUUACGCUCAGAAGGCGUCCAUCGUGCAUGGUGCACAAGCUUUGGAAACUAAAGGUAGGACACAUUUCCCCCAAAUAUCCUACUUGUUUUCUUGACCUUCUAUAACACAAGUGUUUACAAUUACAACACUUAUUUUUAAAUCAUGUUAUAUUUUGUAUUUCGACAUAUGUUUGAUGUUUUAGAUUUGGGUUAAGAUUUUGAGACAUGUUAUCAAUUGUCUAAAGUUUUUUUUGGGUGUUUCCUUGCACAUUUGGUGAAUUUAAUAGGCUGUUAAUAAUAAUCAUUAAUCAUCAAUAGUCAUUCCUCUGGAGCUGUUUGGGGACUUACUUUAAGUCUUCAGCAGUGUUUACUAAAUUGUCAAAACAUCUCCCGAGUGGCGCAGUGGUCUAAGGCACUGCAUCGCAGUGCUAGCUGUGCCACUAGAGAUCCUGGUUCGAAUCCAGGCUCUGUUGUAGCCGGCCGCGACUGGGAGACCCAUGGGGCGGCGCACAAUUGGCCCAGCUUCGUCCAGGGUAGGGGAGGGAAUGGCCGGCAGAGAUGUAGCUCAGUUGGUAGAGCAUGGUGUUUGCAACGCCAGGGUUGUGGGUUCCAUACCCACGGGGGGCCAGUAUGAAAAAUAAAAAAAUUAUGUAUGCACUCACUAACUGUAAGUCGCUCUGGAUAAGAGCGUCUGCUAAAUGACUAAAAUGUCAAACCAAUAAGGUCCCAAAACCCAUUUUCCUUGUGGACUAAGCCUUCCCUCCCUUGUCCACACAGUGGCUCUGCUCCUCCACGUUGAGCCAGAGAAUCCAAAGUGCUUUGCUGAGGGGAUGUGGGACCUCACCUGCUUCUGGGAGGAGGAUGAGGAAAAGGGCUGGCUCUGCUGAUCAGUACUCAUUCAUAUACACAUACCAGUAAGUCAUGAUCUGGCAAAGUGUUCAGUUAAUAAUUGCUGCUGCGUGUACCAUAUCCUCUCACGCUGUCUUGGUAGAGGGUAGCUACCUGCUAUGAAUAUGUGUUUUGAAGUAUGAUCACCUCAAUUGUCCAUUUAGCCUAGAAACUUGAUACAAAGUGUGUAAACAAUCCAAAUGUCUCUCCUCCUCUGCAGGAAUGAGAACAGCAGUGAGUGUGCCGUAACUGCCCUACCAGCAGCAGGCGGCAAGAGACUGUAUUUUUGCAGGUUGUCCCAGACUCAAUUAUUUGUGCCCCUUGACAUUCGGGUGUUUCAGGAUGGCCUGCUGAUCCACAACCGCAGUCUCUUCGUUGAACUUGUCUGUGAGUUAUAGAGUUUUCGUUGUGGGUGACUUUUGGGAACAAUUCCAUUUGUUUUUCUCAGGAUUUAGGAAUGAAAUGUUCUUCUCCUGUCUGUGUGUCAGUCCUGUUAGACCCGCCUGCCAAUCUGACAGUGACGAGUACAGGGAAGCAGGGGCAGCUGAAGGCCAGCUGGCUGCCUCCCUCUCUCAAGUACAUGAGCGACAGCAUGAUGUACGAGGUCAGCUACGCCAUGGCAGGGAGCCACAUUGGAAAGGUACUGAACAACACACACCUCACCAACACACACGCUUAUAUCAGAGGUAGAAGUUUGUUACCAGACAAGAGAAACGUUUGAAGUCUUUGUGAAUAAUGGUGCCGUUCCUUUAUUGGCCUUCUGCAGAGAUGUGUCAAUGACAAUGCAUUAUCGUCUUGUCUUCAGGUGGAGGAGGUGCAAGCCAGCUCUGAGCUCAUCUUGCGUGGUCUGCAGUCAGGGACCAAGUACAAUGUGCGCAUUCGUGUCAAACUGGACGGCAUCAGCUACAGCGGCUACUGGAGCGCCUGGACUGACCCGGUACUGAUGGAAACAAUGCCUGGUGGUAAGCUUCUUUCUCCUGCAGCAACAUUCACAUUGUCACCAAAAUAAUGUGCUUGUCUUGUGAGCUAAACAUCUUUGUUCUAUUUGUGAGGGAUCCCUCCCUUGGAUUUCAUCCCUGGUGUAACCUUGUUGCUGUGCCAUCUUAUUUGCAGACUUGGACCCUCUCAUCGUGUCCCUGAGUCUCAUCAUCGCUCUCGUCCUCACCCUGCUGUCUCUCAUUGUGCUCAUGUCCCAUUCCAGGUCAGUUUCCAUAAACAACAACUUUCCAUAGUUCUUAGUAUACCAGACAUCAUCAGUGGUAUAUUUAUGGAAUAAGGCUGUACAAUAUUGUCCUCAGGUUCCUGUUGAAGAACAUCUGGCCAAUCAUUCCCACCCCUGAAAGCAAGUUCCAAGGCCUCUUUACGGUUUAUGGCGGUGACUUUCAGGUGAGUCUUUGUAUCCUUGGAAUAUGAAAGUCAGUAUGAAGUACCUUGUGCAGUGUUUAUCUAUAUCCUUUGUGUGUAUUGUAGUCUGUUCAUCUUGACUCAAUAUUAGUGCAGACUCCUGAACCUCUCUCAUUCGGUUUGUCAAUAGGAGUGGUUGGGCCACAGCACUGGAGGCUUAUGGUUGAGGCCAGCCUACUUCUACUCCGAGGAAUUCCCGGCUCCACUAGAGGUCCUCUCAGAGGUUAGCCUUGGUCCCGCUUUGCCGCCCAAGGCCUCAGAGGCACUUGGUGAAAAAGGAGAGGAGGAGGAGGAUGAAGACAAGAAGCUAAAGAGGGUGGACUCUGCAUUGAUGGAGGGGUGGAGAGAAACCCCCCAGGAGCACUGGCUGAUGGACCAGCUCCGGGCUUUUCAUCAGCACCCUGCACCCCGGUCCCAGUCGUCUCUACUGGAGUCCCACGAUGCCUACGUCACCCUCAACGCUCAGAACCACAGUGGGGAGGAGCCUCUUGAUGACAUAUUGGAGGAAACCUUGCCCCUGCAGGUUCUCUUUGCCUCUGGAAGGACAUCCUCUGAAUCUCGGUCAGACUUGGGCUCCCUCCAACAGAGCUCAGGGUCGGGCCGCCUCUCGUCCCAGUCCAGUUUUGAGUACCCAAACCACACCUGGCCGCCCAAGGGCCCCGGGUACACCUACAUGGCAGUGGCCGACUCGGGUGUCUCCAUGGAUUACAGUCCGAUGAGCUCGAGUAAGAUCGAUGACAUUGGGAAGGGAGUUAUCUAUACCAAUGAGUACAAGAACGAGAUCCCUGCACACAGAAGACCCAUAGGUACCCCCAUCCACUUUGCAUUCUGAAUUAAGGCUAAGCUAUGUAACAGGCUAUGAACUGAGGCUUAAAGGUCCAAUGAAGCUGAAAAACAGUUGAAUAUUUGCCAUUGGGAUGUUUGGCCAAGGCUUCUACAUUGACUCGAUCUUCUUGUCAGUGGAAUGUAAAAAGCCAGGAUGUAGGCUACUCUCAUAACUAUGCGAUAACAGACAAACUAAAAUGUAAGCUAAAAGGCUUUGGUAAGGAAAAGUCAAAAUUAUCCCUGAUAAGGAUUGUAUAUUUCUUUGGAUGUCAUAAGCUCAUUCUCACAAUAUCCCUUCAUCAGAAGGCAGCUGUUUGAGAAAUACAUGAACAACUGAAACACUCUAAAGCUGAUAUUAUAAAACACAUGUAAUGUGUAUAUCUAAGAUCAUUGGAUCUUGUAGGUACAUUUAUAAGGUUAUUUUCUAUAUUUUUACUGGAAUAACUAGAUAAAGUUGACACUUAAUUGUAAAUAUUGUGUUUGUCUAUUCGUGUAUUGUACAAGAGUAUCACUUGGUGUAACCCUGGUCUUAACAUGAAGCUCCUGCAAGAAUGAAGAGGUACUGUAGGAUGUGCAGGAAAGUGUUUAGGCAAUGUGUCACAUUUCAGUAUGAUGCUAUUGUACACCUCUUGUUUGCAAUGCUUAGAUCAACAAAGGUUGUAAAAGUCAUCAUGGUUCCAGUGUAUGAAUGUUUGUAUAUCUGUCUAUCUAAUUGUCACCUCAUUGAAUCUUACAUAUUAUCAUACAUUUUGAGAGGCCAUAAUUGUUGAAACUGUAAAUAAUAAAAAAAAUAAUAAUAAUUGGUUUAAAUAAACACCAGUUUGUUGAAAAUGUAGGUAAUUCCUCCCACCCAACAAACAAAAAUUGUGGUUUGGCUAAAUGUAUAGUUAGAUUGAAAAAACUGUCCUUUUUUAAGUUGUCCCAUUUGUAAAAAUACAGUUGUAUACAUAAGCACAUGUGAAUAUGACAACUCAAUGUGGUAGGGCAGGCAUACUCAACUCUAACCCUACGAGGUCCGGAGCCUGCU
Coregonus sp. 'balchen' is the source of this 4380-nucleotide messenger RNA. Lineage: Eukaryota; Metazoa; Chordata; Actinopteri; Salmoniformes; Salmonidae. The record is from the annotation of a GenBank genome assembly.